Messenger RNA from Cuculus canorus (common cuckoo), 1924 nucleotides. It is a transcript of the gene UNC93A, whose product is annotated as unc-93 homolog A. Lineage: Eukaryota; Metazoa; Chordata; Aves; Cuculiformes; Cuculidae. Bases 276 to 1652 code for a protein of 458 amino acids. The record is from RefSeq and is a predicted model, not a curated record. The transcript has 9 exons.
UUCCGUAAAGAUCGAUGCAAGAUUAGAAAUAUACAGAGGGCUUGUUAUCUCCCUAAAACUGACAGGAAACGUGAAGCUUCUUUGGAGCAGCAACUGCCAAGUCAUUCCCAGCUGGACUCGGGUACCUAUUUCCAGGGAGGUCUCUCAUAGCUCUCAAAGUGAGAAGUGACCUUCACCAACAAAACAUAAGCAGUUUUUCUCCAAGUUAAAGCAUCCCCUGGAAUAUUUGGAUCAGCUCUGCACACCGGCUGCUCUUUUGUCUUGUAUGAAUCAACAUGGAAAGAAAUCUUAAGAAUGUUUUGAUCAUUUCUUUCGGAUUUUUACUUCUCUUCACUGCUUACGGAGGACUCCAGAGUCUACAGAGCAGUCUCAACUCAGAAGAAGGCUUGGGAGUUGCUUCCCUAAGUGUUCUCUAUGCUGCACUCAUCUUAUCAUCCAUGUUCCUCCCUCCAAUCCUCAUCAAGAAGCUGGGCUGCAAGUGGACCAUCGCAGGCUCUAUGUGCUGCUACAUUGCAUUCUCCCUAGGGAACUUCUACGCUAGCUGGUACACACUAAUCCCUACCUCUGUGAUCCUGGGCUUAGGAGGAGCGCCACUCUGGUCUGCCAAAUGCACUUACCUCACCAUUGCUGGCAAUUCAUAUGCUGAGAAAGCAGGAAAAAAUGGGAAGGACAUUAUCAACCAAUACUUUGGUAUCUUCUUUCUGAUAUUUCAGUCCUCUGGCAUCUGGGGAAAUCUCAUUUCAUCCUUGAUAUUUAGCCAAGCUUCAAACACAGUGGAAAUCUCAGAAGAAAAUCUGGCAUGUUGCGGAGCAUAUGACUGCAUGGCUGAUACCACUAACAGCACUGGGUCAGCAGAACCCUCCAAGUCCUUAAUCUACACUCUGCUAGGGAUCUACACUGCUAGUGGUGUGCUAGCUGUCUUGCUGAUUGUUAUAUUUCUGGACCAGAUCAAAUCUGACCAAGCAGAGACUGAGAAAGAAAAACUAGAAACACCAUCCUUUUGGUCUACGUUCCUAGCAACUUUCCAGCAUCUUAAAGAUAAAAGACAGUGUCUUCUAAUUCCUCUGACAAUGUACAGUGGGUUUGAACAGGGAUUUCUUUCUGGUGACUACACAAAGACUUAUGUGACCUGUGCCCUGGGGAUACAUUACGUUGGUUACGUGAUGAUCUGCUUUUCAGCUGUAAAUUCCCUCUGCUCUCUGCUCUUUGGAAGGAUCUCUCAGUUCACGGGUAGAAAACUUCUAUUUGCAUUAGCUGCAGUUGCAAAUAUUGCCUGUAUAAUAGCACUACUGCUGUGGAAACCUGACCCUAAGCAGUUUGCUGUGUUUUUCGUAUUCCCUGCUCUUUGGGGCCUAUCUGAUGCCAUUUGGCAGACACAAACUAAUGGACUCUACGGGAUUUUAUUUGAGAAACACAAGGAGGCUGCCUUUGCAAAUUACCGUCUCUGGGAAUCGCUUGGAUUUGUCAUCGCCUAUGCUUAUAGCACCAAACUGCAAGUCUACAUCAAGCUAUACAUCUUACUGUCUGUGCUUGUGUUGUCUAUGGUGAUGUAUGGAGCGGUUGAAUGCCUUGAAGCUAAGAGAUCCCCUGGGACACCUACUGCUACAAAGAAGGAAAAUGUAGGUCCCCACCCCCAGGAAACUCCCAUGUGAUCUAACAGGGUCAGAGCGAUGGUGGCAAAGCAAACUUGCUGGCUCCUACAGGCAGGUCUACAAGGGUGUUCCUAAGCAUAUUGUCUGCAAAAGAUGGUAAAGGAGCAGAUUUUAAGAACAGUAUAAUGCAAGUGUCUUAGGAGUAAAAAUCUCUUUUGACAUCUCAACUUUAUAAGUGAAGAUUAUCUAACUUCACCCUUUCAUACUGAUGACCAACUAAAUGUUUUCUCUUUUUUUUUUAAUUAAUAAAGUCUUAAUAACUGUAAACAAGA